Molecule: messenger RNA, 1262 nt
Organism: Gadus morhua (Atlantic cod)
Lineage: Eukaryota; Metazoa; Chordata; Actinopteri; Gadiformes; Gadidae
Product: rab5 GDP/GTP exchange factor
Exons: 8
Biological process (GO): vesicle-mediated transport
Cellular component (GO): cytosol; endocytic vesicle
Molecular function (GO): zinc ion binding; guanyl-nucleotide exchange factor activity; small GTPase binding
Source: RefSeq, a predicted model, not a curated record
GCUCCCAUCCAGCACAGGAAGAAAACCUGACACAUUCCACCAUAAACACAAAAUGGCUGGGAAGCAGUGAUAGCCAACUAGUCCAAGCUAAAGCAAACUCCAGCCGCCCGGAGCUCCAGCGGAAGAGGUCUUUGACGUUGACAUGCUGCACGUCUCCGAAAUCAUAGCAAAACGAAGGCAUGACGACGCAGAGGUUUGAACGCAGUGGCAUCCACCUGGACCAAUCGGAACUGCUGUGCACCAAGGGAUGUGGGUUCUACGGCAACGCAGCCUGGAGAGGCCUGUGUUCAAAAUGCUGGAGAGACGAGAACCAGAAAGACAAACAGACUCAGAUUCAGGAAGACUGGGCCCUUGCAGAGAGGUUGCAGAAAGAGGAGGAGGUGGCCUACGCCAGCACCCACCAGACGGCCCCGACGCAGCCUCCCGCCUCGGGCAGGCGGGAGGAAAAGAAACCCAAGGAAAAGGCCAGUAAAGUCAAAACGGUCGCAAAACUGUUCAGCACCUCCACAAAAACACCGCCCAAAAAAGAUCACAUCUCGGGGGAGGCGGCGCCCGGCUCCUCGGGGGGUCCCCGCCACGGCCCCCCGGACCCCGACCAAGCCACGCGGGACUUCAUCGACUUCCUGAAGCCCCUGAGACCGGGCCGCGAGAUCUUCAAGCAGUGCCGAGCGUUCACGGAGAGCAUGUUCUACAAGAGGGAACUGGGUGUUGAGGAGCUCUCUGAAUGUGUCCAGGAUUUCUACCAGAAACUUUCUGACUACCUCCACACUCAGUUCAAAGGUUCGUCGGAGCAGGUGGAGAGUGUGAUGGACGAGGUGGAACGGUACAUGAUGAGCCGUCUCUACGAGGGCGUCUUCUGCCCCGAGUCCACCGACGACGAGGACAAAGACCUGGCCAUCCAGAAGAGGAUCAGGGCCUUGCACUGGGUCACCAUGGAGAUGCUGUGCGUCCCCGUGGACGAGGAGAUUCCCGAGGUGUCGGACAGCGUGGUCAAAGCCAUCACAGACGUGAUCGAGAUGGACUCCCGGCGCGUCCCGCAGCAGAAGCUGGCCUGCAUCACGCGCUGCAGUAAGCACAUCUUCAGCGCCAUCCGGGCCACCAAGGGGGAGCCGGCGUCGGCCGACGACUUCCUGCCCGCGCUCAUCUACACGGUGCUGAAGGCCAACCCCCCGCGGCUGCAGUCCAACAUCCAGUACAUCACGCGCUUCUGCAGCCCCAGCCGCAUCAUGAGCGGAGAGGACGGAUACUACUUCACCAACCUG